Molecule: messenger RNA, 2404 nt
Organism: Notolabrus celidotus (New Zealand spotty)
Lineage: Eukaryota; Metazoa; Chordata; Actinopteri; Labriformes; Labridae
Gene: btbd17a
Product: BTB/POZ domain-containing protein 17
Exons: 7
Coding region: 547-2127 (526 amino acids)
Molecular function (GO): protein binding
Source: RefSeq, a predicted model, not a curated record
GUUUUACACCGGAAGUACGCAGUACCCUAACGGUAAAAAUAGCAAUUAAAUAACGUUAAUCAGUAACUUUAUGUUGUUAAAUCACCUGUUUGAUAGAGGAACAAGCUCUUCCCAGAUGUUAAAAGGAACUACUUCCUACAAAACUUUGUGAACCAUCAGAUGGAGAGUCAAGUCGUCAUCAACUGGGGAUGCUACACUCCUCCCUGUGGAUUGAUUUGAGUGACAGGGAGAUAAAUUGAUGCUCAGUCCGAGUCCUCCUCAUAGGUCACCUCAGUCUGAACUCGUGCCAUAACCUCAAACCUCCAGAACGUCACUCAGUGCAGCUUUAAAGCAAUAAGAGUCUCAGCGGCUGAAACAUGAGCUUCUUAUCUGAGCACACACACCCUCAUCAUGACUUCAUGCUCCGUCUGUGACAGCUGAAUUCUGCCCAACAUCUCUGAAUAUCUGAUUUAUGUGACGCUUCUGAUCGAAGAAACUUUCACAUGAGCUCCAGUGUUUAUGUUUCUAUGAAGACUCCAUCAAGUCUUCAUCCUGUCUUCUGCUUGGAUGCAGCAGCUCCGCCCUCUAGUGGACACGAGGUGUAAAUACAACCAGUGGUGUCCUACACAGCAGGUGGCAGGACUGUCAGAAACCACCGGACACGGCGAGGACGCAGGAGACGAAGAGCGAGGAAAGAUGAAGAGAGAAGUGGUUCACGUCGUCGGGAUGCUCUUUGUGGCCGUGUGUGUGAGUCUGCAGGCGGCUGCUGCAGGUGCAGUGAAAGCCGACGGAGCCGCAGGUGGAGGUAGCAGCGGUGGCGGCGGGGACACCAUCAGUCACUCCCUGAGCGUGGUGCAGCGUCUGGAGGCCCUGCUGGUUCAGGGGAACGGCAGCGACGUCUCUCUCAGGGUGGAGACGCCCAACGCGGACGAGGUGAAGGUGAUCCAGGUGCACUCGCUGGUGCUCUCCCUGCAGAGCCCCGUGUUCGAGGAGAUGCUGCUCAGCCGCAACAGCAGCACACUGGCCCUGAAGGAGAGCUCGGACUGUGCUGCUGUGUUCGACAGGUUCAUCAGGUAUCUCUACUGUGGGGAACUCUCUCUGCGUCUGGAACAGGCCACAGCUUUACACAAACUGUCCACUAAGUACCAGGUGACGGGUCUCCAGCAGGGCAUCACCCAGUACAUGACCCAGAACCUGGCCCGGGACUCGCCCUCGGGUCACGUGGCGGGCUGGUACGAGUACGCGGUGCAGGCCGGAGACGUGACCCUGAGGGACAGCUGUCUGCAGUUCAUGGCGUGGAACCUGUCGUCGGUGCUGCGGAGCGGCGAGUGGGUGACCAUCAGCAGCCAGCUCCUCAUGUCUCUGCUGCAGCGCUCCGACCUCAUCCUGCAGAGCGAGAUGGAGCUGUUCGCCGCGCUGGAGGCGUGGAUCAUCCAGAACGAGCCGGACGGGUUGACCGCUGAGAACGCUCUGAGAGCCGUACGCUACGCCAUGAUGCCUCCGCGGGAGCUCUUCCGCCUGCAGACGCAGUCCACAAUCCUCGCUCGCUAUCAGGAGUCUGUGCGCGACCUCCUCUACAUGUCGUACCAGUUCCACUCCGCGUCGCCGCUCAGCAUGGCGAAGUACUUCGACGUGAACUGCAGCCUCUUCGUUCCCAGGAACUACCUCUCCCCGGUGUGGGGGUCACCCUGGAUCAUCAACAACCCCACCCGAGACGACCGCAGCACCAGCUUCCAGACGCAGCUGGGACCAAGCGGACACGACUCCAGCAAGAGAGUGACCUGGAACGCCCUCUUCUCGCCGCGCUGGUUACCCCUCACCAUGAGGUCCAUGUACACGGAAACCGGCGCCAUGCAGCCGACGCGUGUGGACGGAGGGCGCCCUCGCAUCAUCAUCACACCGGCGACGUCUAGCGCAGACUUCGCCGGGGUGAACUUCCAGAAGACGGUGCUCGUGAUGGCGCAGCAGCAGGGGAAGGUGGUGGUGAAACACGUCUACAACUUCCACCAGAGCACGGAGGAAAACGGGGAUUUCUUGGCCGAGGCGGAUCUGUACCGCCGGACGUCCGAGUACCUCAUCGACAGCUCCCUCUACCUUCAUAUUAUAGUGAAGCCGCUGUACCAAACCCUCAUCACCACCAAGAACUGAGCCUCUACUGUCCCACGCAGAGCCACCAGACCUCAACACACCACCCGACCCCUCUGGAACUUCUCAUUACAGGGAUCUGAAUCCUCCUCGUGUGUGAUGAGUGGAUCAUUUGUAUUUUCAUCUGGCAACUUACAAACCAAAGCGUGACUGUCUGAACUGUUCAGCACCGUGCUCAGUGUGGGAAAUUAUGAUGAAGGAUGUUUGAAAGAGCAGAUACGGUGCUUCUAUAAUCUGUUCCCUUUCUAACAAUAAAGAACCAAAAUGACUUGAACGUAAA